UUGAUAAUAGAGAUUGGUGGGUCUCGCAACUCAUUUCGAUAUUUAUGCGUGCCUGUCAAGCAAAUUCAUGAGUCAGCGGAUUCUUACUCACGCACAUAGCGAACGUUUCCUUAUUGUCGAGUGGAGUGGGAACUCAUAUUGUCAAUGUGUCGCUAAAAAAGUUGACAAUGUGGAUUCUCGCUGGUUUAUUACUCGUUUCUUUGGAGACCCUACUCCUCGACUUUGCUUCUGGUGGAAUAUGUCAGCCGCUCAACACAACUUUGUUCAAUAGCUGCGUACAGGCGGGUUAUUACAAUUCUUCCGCAUUUGAUUCUGGCAGACAAGGAGAAGUUGCAAGUCUUAUUUUCAACUUGCAGAAGAGGUUUAACUGCUCUUCGUUGACUAAUCUCAUGACUUGUCCGCUUUAUCUUCCAAUUUGCCAAUCGACGAAGCUACCUUGCAAAAGUACGUGCAAGAAGUUUCUCUCUGACUGUAGGAACGUGUCAAGCGAAAACGAUGGAUUAAAAGCAUUAUUCCGCGGCCUUUGCGGGGUUCUUCCGUCGACCCGAUGUACGUCACAUUCAACCCAUUCUAACGACAGUGGCACGGAUAAUUCUGAUAUCACAUGUCACAAGCUUGUUUUGAAAAAAUGUCAGAAUACGGGCUAUAAUUCUACAUCUGUUACGACUAAAUAUCAGAAGUUGGUGGAGUCAAGUACUAUCUUCAAUCAAGUCGAUAACAACUCAGCAAAGCUUCGAAAAAUUAUCUGCAUGGAGAUAGCGCCGCCAUGCGAUAAACAAAACAGCGGUAAAUUACAAGUUCCCUGUAGGUCUUUGUGCAAUGAUGCAUUUAACGAGUCACGUUCACAGUUUAUUAAAGUCUUCAAAAACCAGAAAUACUGCUCAGCUUUGCCGAAUGCAACCACGAGUAGACAAGAGUUGUGCCAACUCAAGACUUGGCCGGAUAAUGUUUAUUAUCCCAGCGGUUUGUGGAUGUCUCUUAAUAAGAAAGCGCCACAACAGAAGAAUCCAACGGCGCUAACCGCAUCAGAAACCAAAACAACUCAACUAGUCAUGCAUCAAACGUCACGAAUUUUAAACACGCUUAAAUGGUCAACUCAUGCCCUUACGUCCUCACCAAUAGCUGCCACUACCGCGCACCAGUCAACAAAAAAAAUGUCUACGCCUGCACCUUCUGCUACAGGACCCACCGGUGUUACAUCUGGAAUCAGUGGAAAUACCUCUUCACCAUCGAUUAUGAUAAUUGCGCCAACAUCAACGAUCGAGGUAACCACGCCUGAAACGUUGACCUCCAAAACCGUGUCGCCUGCGUCCACCACUGAGGCACCCAUACCUUCACCAUCGGGUAAGGCAACCACGCCUGCAACUUCUACUAAUGAAACCAUACCGGCAGCACUUAGCACUAAGGCUGCCAAACCUUCACCAUCGACCAAGGUAACCACGUCUGCAUCUCCUACAAAUAAACCCAGCUCACCUGUGCCUAGUACUGAGGAAACCACAUCUUCGCCACCAACCACGGACAAGACGUCGGCUUCGACGACAAAGGUAACCACGCCUGCAUCUCCUAUUAAUAAAUCCAGCACACCUCUGUCUAGCACUGAGAAAACCACAUCUUCGCCACCAACCACGGACAAGACGUCGGCUUCGACGACAAAGGUAACCACGCCUGCAUCUCCUACUAAUAAAUCCAGCACACCUCUGUCUAGCACUGAGAAAACCACAUCUUCGCCACCAACCACGGACAAGACGUCGGCUUCGACGACAAAGGUAACCACGCCUGCAUCUCCUACUAAUAAAUCCAGCACACCUCUGUCUAGCACUGAGAAAACCACAUCUUCGCCACCAACCACAAAGAAGACGUCGGCUUCGACGACAAAGCAAACCACGCCUGCACCUCCUACUAAUAAAUCCAGCACACCUCUGUCUAGCACUGAGAAAACCACAUCUUCGCCACCAACCACGGACAAGACGUCGGCUUCGACGACAAAUGUAACCAUGCCUUCGCCUAUUACUACGCCCACAUCAAGAACCAAAGGAACCGAAAAAGGUUCGUCCCCGAAAGUGAGCGCGAGUAAAGAUGGCAAAAUGUCAGGAGGAACUAUUGCGGGUAUUGUGGUUGGUGUGAUCGCUCUCACUAUUGCCAUUGCAGCUGGUGCUGUUUGCUUCAGAAGGCACCGUCGAGUUAAAAGCCAAUACAUGCACAGUCUUAUGGUGGAUAUGGACGAGCUGUAAGAAACUUAACGACUGAGAUGCGAGUCUUUUCUGAUCUUGCAGUCAUCACGUUUUUUGAUGCUGUUGAUUCCACCAAAAGAACAUGGUAUUUCAUGAAUACAUAGGCAAGUUAAAAUGGUCUUCGUGACAGCUUGAAGCAGAAGGAAAUUAAUUCCCUAGGUUUACAUCAGUUUGACUAGGUACAGCAAGAAUUAGUUUUCGUAAAAGAGGAAUGAGGAAGCAAAAAUGGAUUAGUUAUUCGUAGUUCCCCCCAGAUAGAAGGUUUUUUUUCCUACUCUGUUUUGUGGUUAGUUUUGUUGGUUUUCUUGAGAGCAAUUUGGUAUCUUACAUUUGUUGGUUUUGCAAUACACGCUGUGAUUAAAAUCAUUCCUUAGUUCGGAUAGUAUUAUACUUAAUGAGAAAUUACGAAAGGAUGUCUGUGUCGUCAAAUCUUGAAGUUUUAGACUUAAACUAAAUUAAAUGUCAAACGAGAUCACUUCUCAAAUAAAACACUUGUAGUGAAAGACAUUUUUGGUGAUGUCCCGCUUCAUAAAAGUCAAACCAAGCCCUGAUGGAAAAAGAAAGUCGCAGCUUGAUUGUUCGGUUCAGUACAUCGAUAGAGCGGCGGUUUAUCCCAGGGGGAGGUGUCAUGUUCAGUACAUCGAUAGAGCGGCGGUUUAUCCCAAGGGGAGGUAACAUGGUAAUUACAUUAAUAGAGCGGCAGUUUAUCUUAGGGGGAGGUAACAUGGUAGAUACAUCGAUAAAACGGUGGUUUAUCCCAGGGGGAGGUGUCAUGUUCAGUAGAUUGAUAGAGCGCCUAGGGGGAAGUGUCAUGUUUAUUACAAUGAUGGAUCGGCCAAUAAUACGGUGUAAUAAACACAUAAACACGAGCAUUUCUUACACAGCGUUGAGGAGUUAGAUAAGAUCGAGGCCGUUUUAGAAAGAAUAAACUGGAACAUUUUGAUCAAACCUCAUUAAAAACUUAUAACAGAUAUAAAACAUAAAUAAAAAGAACUAACAUCACAAAGCAAAA
This is a messenger RNA of Pocillopora verrucosa, 3243 nucleotides long. Its product is annotated as mucin-2. The record is from RefSeq and is a predicted model, not a curated record. Lineage: Eukaryota; Metazoa; Cnidaria; Anthozoa; Scleractinia; Pocilloporidae. Gene Ontology annotation, molecular function: protein binding.